This is a messenger RNA of Tetrahymena thermophila SB210, 858 nucleotides long. RefSeq lists its product as hypothetical. Gene Ontology annotation, biological process: nucleocytoplasmic transport; activation of GTPase activity. NCBI's taxonomy places the organism in Eukaryota, Ciliophora, Oligohymenophorea, Hymenostomatida, Tetrahymenidae. Gene Ontology annotation, molecular function: small GTPase binding; GTPase activator activity. The transcript has 10 exons. Gene Ontology annotation, cellular component: nucleus; cytosol; perinuclear region of cytoplasm. The record is from RefSeq and is a predicted model, not a curated record.
AAUUAAGUAAAUAAAAAAAUAAUUAAUUAAGUAAAUCAUUAUAAAAGUUAUACUAAAUAAAUGGCAGAAUAAACCAACAAAUUUACUAGUUUGAAUGACUUUAUAAAAUCUGACAAGACAAAUUUUACUCAAGUUUAAUUAUUCUUUGCUGAUUAAGUUUUUGAUUAGGAACAGUUUUAUUAAUUUGCAUCAUAGUUAAUAGUUUGUACAAAAAUUAAACACUUACAGCUAUUUCUAAAAAGUAAUCUAAAUUUAGGUGAUGAAGGAGCUUUUGAAUUAGGAAAAGCUUUAAGUAAUUUAUAGGAAUUAUCUUAUUUAAAGCUAAUUCUUUUUCAAACUAAUAUUGGAGAGAAAGGAUUUUCAAGUAUUGGAUUAGGUUUAAGCAACUGCUUAUUGAUAAGAUUUUUAAGCAUCAAUGUUUCAAACAAUUAAAUAGGUGAUGAAGGAGCUUAGGCAAUCAGUUUAGCUUUUAGAUAAUGCAAAAAUAUUACAGAUUUAAGAUUUUUCUUUAACAAAAACAAAGUUAGUGAUGUAGGAAUAUCUGCUAUUACUUAAGGAAUAAUCCAUUGUAUCUUAAUUGAAUCUUUAUGUCUGAGUUUAUAGGAGAAUAAUUUAACAGAGGAAGGAUAUCUUAUUCUUGGUUAGGGUAUUGCAAGUAUACCAAAAUUAACUUCUUUCUAAGCUUGGAUUAAAGGAGAAUAUGAGUAUUAUCUGAAUUAAAAAGAAAUCAUCAACUGUAAAAAUAUAAAAGAGUUGGUCCUUCAUCUAUAUAGUUGCAAUACAAAAAGAGAAAAGGUUGAGCUUAAAAUUAAAGCUCUUAAAAUAAUCAGGCUAGUCAAAUUAUAAGUUUUUUACUGA